UACGACAGCGACUCCUCUGCCGGCGGCGAUGACAUCGAGACCAAUGUCUUGCUGGGCUAUGCCUCCAAGGAACCCACCAUCGACGACUUUUCCCAGCUCGGAGGACAUCCGAUAUGGCUCGACCUGAAGACUGCUCCCGAUGGCGCUCUGGCCAAGUGCAAAGUCUGCAAUGGACUCAUGAACUUGCUACUCCAGCUCAACGGCGACCUUCCCGAUCGCUUUCCUGGCCACGAGCGGAGGUUGUACGUAUGGGCAUGCAGACGGAAAGCCUGCAGGCGCAAGGCAGGUAGCGUCAGAGGUUUCAGAGCAACGAGGCACACCGCUGUGAAGGCAUCGCCAGCGGCCAGGAAAGAAGAGACGCCAGCACCACCAGCGCAACCAGCCGCCAAUCUUGGCGAGACGCUGUUCGGAGUCAAGUCGACCACAUCUGCGAACGUGAACCCAUUCGCCACUGCUGGGAGUAGCAGCACCACUCCUACUAACCCAUUCGCUGCAGCCUCGACCCUGGCCGCAAAGCCUCCCCAGGCCCCAACGGAGCCCACAGCAGAGAGCUUGCCACAGACUUUCGCUGAAAAGGCUCGCCUUGCCUCUCCACCAUCUCCAGAAGUCGCACCAUCUGCCAUUCCUACCGAGUCCUGGCCCGAGAAGGCAGCAUUUCCCGAACCAUAUCCAGCCUACUACAUCGACGCGGACAAAGAGUACAUUGAUGCUACUCCAGAAGAGAUACCCCAGAACGUGCGAGUGGACAAUGGUGAAGGAAGUAGCAAUUCUGCAGGAGAAAAAGACAUGAAAGAUGCUUUCGAAUCCAGCAUGGACAAGACUUUCCAAAAGUUCGCAGAUCGACUUUCACAAAACCCCGAACAGGUCCUGCGAUACGAAUACGACGGCCAGCCCUUGCUGUAUAGCAGGAAAGACCCCAUCGGCAAACUCCUAGAACCGCCGCAAGGCAAAGACGUCAAAGUCAAAACGAGUGGGGGAGGGAAUAGCAGCAGCAGCAAGAUGCCGAGAUGUACCAAUUGUGGUGCGGAGAGAGUGUUUGAGCUGCAAUUGACACCGCAUGGAAUUACCGAAUUGGAAGCGGAUGAAAUGAGCCUCGAUGGAAUGGACUGGGGCACCAUCUUACUCGGCGUAUGUGGCAAAGACUGUCAGGAAGGCGGCAAGAAGGAGGGAGAAGUGGGAUAUGUAGAGGAGUGGGUGGGAGUGCAGUGGGAAGAGUUGGACACGAAGAAGUAG
Sphaerulina musiva SO2202 is the source of this 1233-nucleotide messenger RNA. RefSeq lists its product as uncharacterized. The transcript has 2 exons. The record is from RefSeq and is a predicted model, not a curated record. Gene Ontology annotation, biological process: maturation of SSU-rRNA. The annotation marks the transcript as partial. Gene Ontology annotation, cellular component: cytoplasm. Lineage: Eukaryota; Fungi; Ascomycota; Dothideomycetes; Mycosphaerellales; Mycosphaerellaceae.